AUGCGGAUCUGUUUCUUGGCUUUACGACGGUUUACGACGCUUUAUGUCUUCUACACUCUCUUGGAUCUUCAUAUUCAUUGUUUCUUUGCCUAUUGGUCGUUUGGGUCCUGGGCGACCGGAAAGUCCUCCGAGGAGGCCACCCCUUCGGGGGUGCAACAACUCCCCUCUUCUGCGGUUCCGAACGCAUCUGGGUCUUCGGAGACCCAAAAGUCCUCUGCGGAGGCCACCCCUUCUGGGGUGCUUCAAUCUCUUUCUACAAGCGCACCUGGGUCACCCGUGGCCCCAAAGUCCUCCGCGGAGGCCACUCCUUCGGGAGUGCAAACAACUUUCCCUGCUGCCGCCGCCGCCAAGAAGACCGGUGGUCCCCGGCCGGGUGCCCGUCGUGGGCGCAAACCCCGACGGCACCUGUGCCCCCAUUGUCUCAAAUGGGGGGGGCACCGACCAGAGGAUUGUUUUGCCCGGCCCCGGGCUGCCGCUGCUCCUGCCGCUGCAAGCGUGGUGAAUAACUUCACCGUUAUGCCUGGUGCUGUUGUCCAGGCUGGGCCUGGGGGCUCGACCAGUGGCCGCCGUCGUGCGGUCAAGGGGAAGAAGAAGGAGGAGAAGAAGAACUAG
Molecule: messenger RNA, 612 nt
Organism: Fusarium tjaetaba
Lineage: Eukaryota; Fungi; Ascomycota; Sordariomycetes; Hypocreales; Nectriaceae
Exons: 5
Coding region: 1-612 (203 amino acids)
Source: RefSeq, a predicted model, not a curated record